AUGACUAAGUCUAUCUGUUUGCUGCUACUAAUUCGACCUAGGAUUCAAGGACCGAUACUGACAAUCACGGUUGGGGCAUCAAGAGAACCUUUCCAUGUCCAUGAAUCAAUCAUCUGCGCUUCUUCUCUCUUUUUCAAAACAGCUAUGUCAGGAUCGUGGAAGAAGUCCAACGAGUACACUCUUGAACUCCCGGAAGAUGACCCCAGGACAUUUGCUCUAUAUUCACACUGGCUUUACUUCGCCAAAAUCCCCGUGCGUUACCUUCCCCAUCAAAACACGGUCAAUUUUGCGUUCUACAACACGACCAAUUCUGCUGAAAUUUGCAGCCUGUUUGUGGAUAUGUAUGUGUAUAGUGCGGAAGCCGGAUCCCUCUCCACCGAGUUUUCAAAGGAAUUUCUCUUUUCGGUUGCCGAAGCUUUCAUCAAGAAAAGAUCGCCCCUUUCUAAGCGCUUCAAAGUAUGCGACUACUACGUGCGUCCGGCAAGGGAGGGGCAAAGUUUGAAGCGAAAGCGCAUAAAAACAGAGCUUUAG
Messenger RNA from Penicillium vulpinum, 531 nucleotides. RefSeq names its product BTB/POZ domain-containing protein. The coding region runs from base 1 to 531 and encodes 176 amino acids. Lineage: Eukaryota; Fungi; Ascomycota; Eurotiomycetes; Eurotiales; Aspergillaceae. Gene Ontology annotation, molecular function: protein binding. The record is from RefSeq and is a predicted model, not a curated record. The transcript is spliced from 2 exons.